This is a messenger RNA of Hypoxylon trugodes, 1525 nucleotides long. RefSeq names its product D-isomer specific 2-hydroxyacid dehydrogenase. NCBI's taxonomy places the organism in Eukaryota, Fungi, Ascomycota, Sordariomycetes, Xylariales, Hypoxylaceae. Gene Ontology annotation, molecular function: NAD binding. The transcript has a single exon. The coding region runs from base 348 to 1376 and encodes 342 amino acids. The record is from RefSeq and is a predicted model, not a curated record.
CUACUGCGUAACAUGUACGAUGACAUAAUUCUGUAUUCCAUUUCGCAAUUUAGUCUUGCAAGCUAGAGCCCGAUAUUAUGGAUACAAUAGGAGCUGGAAGGAACUUUGAAGCUACUCGGUAAAUAAUAGCCCGGUAAGAAAGGGACGAUCCACCGAUAUAGGCUCUACUUUCCGGACCCCGCAUGCCGGCUACAUUCCGUUACACGGCAUAUUGCGUGCGUACAUGUAACCCGGUAAAUACGUGCUUGGAACUUUAACUUUAUUCCUCCUAUUACGUAGAUUCAUUUCUACCUGUCACAAAGGAAAGAGUUUAACUUUCUCCCUCUUUUCUUCUUUUUUAACGACUGAUGCUACUAGCUCGACUCACCUCUCGACGUGUAUACUCCUCGAUACCUAAACUUAGACAAAUCUCUACCGCAACAUCCCCCACUAUGAAGCUCCUCUACCCCACCUCCCUCAAACUCGACGUCCAAAGCCUCGAAGGCUUCGCGCCGACCUUACAUCCCUACGAUGUUAAGAAACCGAUCCCGGACGAACAUACCGAUGCCGAGAUCCUCGUGACUUGGUGUAAUAGCGCGGAUAACCUGAAAGACGCGGCGAAGAAGCUGGGGAAUUUGAAGUGGAUACAAUCACUUGCUGCGGGACCGAAUGAUGUCCUGAACGCCGGGUUUAAAGGGGAUGUGAAGGUUACUACGGGGUCUGGGUUGCAUGAUCAUACCGUUGCUGAACAUGCGCUCGGGUUAUUGCUUGCGGGGGCUAGGCGGUUUGAUGAGAUGCGCGAUUAUCAGGUGCAGAAGAAGUGGCCGGGACAUCUUGGCGGGCCGCAGCCGGAUAGACCUAAAGAUCGGUUUACGACCCUAAGGGAUGCGGAGGUGCUGAUUUGGGGGUUUGGAAAUAUUGCUAAGACGCUUACGCCGCUGCUUACUGCGCUUGGGGCUAGGGUUACGGGGGUGGCGAGGUCGGCGGGGGUUAGGGAUGGGGUCGAGGUUUAUGGCGAGGAUAGGUUGCCCGAGUUGUUGCGGAAGACGGAUGCGCUUGUUAUGAUUUUGCCGGGGUCGGAUACUACGCUUAAUGCGUUGAAUGCCGAGAGGUUGAAGUUAUUACCGAAUCACGCGUGGGUUGUUAAUGUUGGUCGUGGUACGAGUAUUGAUGAGGAUGCAUUGGUUGAUGCGCUGGAGAAGAAAGAGAUUGGUGGUGCAGCGCUUGAUGUGUUUAAAACGGAGCCCCUGCCUGAGAGCUCGAGAUUGUGGCUUGCGCCGAAUGUGAUUGUGAGUCCGCAUGCGGCGGGUGGUAGACCGCAGGGCGCGGAAGACUUGAUUACGUAUAACUUGAGGCGGUUUUUGGCUGGGCAGGAGUUGAGGAAUUUGGUCGCGUAGCAAUUAAAGGGAGUGAAGAGUAGGCUGUGAAGGAAGUCGUGAUUCAGAACGGUCGCUGAGUUCCUGGCUUGAUAUCAUAUGGAAGAAGGGAUGGUGGGGGAAGAGAGCAUCGUUAAGGGAUCCCAUACGGUUAGCCUAUAUUCAAUAUU